Messenger RNA from Closterium sp. NIES-65, 816 nucleotides. The record is from the annotation of a GenBank genome assembly. NCBI's taxonomy places the organism in Eukaryota, Viridiplantae, Streptophyta, Zygnematophyceae, Desmidiales, Closteriaceae.
AUGGAUGGUGAGACGGAACGAAAGAUCGCAGCACUCAUUCUAGCUGAGGCCCAGCGGCUCAAGGCAAGAGCUGCUGAGGAGGGCGUCAGGGCGUAUCUGAAGCCUCAUGUUCGGUAUCGUCCUAAUUCGCAGUUUCUCCGAGCUACCGUGCAGAGUGUUGAGUAUGCCAACCGCGUGGCGGACGUGAACGAGAUGUGGAAGGAGCGAGAGCUGGAGCUGGCAGAAAGCCGGAGAGAGAGACGCGAAGAUUCGGCUGAGCGACCGACGACGUCCAGGGAUGCGAGGGGGGGAGGCAGCGUGGGGGAAGCACGGAGAACGCAAAGAAACCAGCAAUAUGGUUAUGAUUAUUUGGAGAGGCAAGGGCGUGAGCCUGUUGAGGAUCAUAAAAGAUACGGGGGAAGACAUGAAACAGAAGAGAGGCGCGCUGGACAGGAGAAGGAACAGAGGUUGGAUGGGACAGGCGAAUAUGAAGUUGGUAUUGGAGAUGGUCCGGUGCAGGGAAAUGGGCACAGGGAGAUACAAAGGGGAAAAGAGCACAAGAAGAGGCCCAGGCAGGAUGAUGGAGAGGGAGUGGGUAUGGGCAGCUGGAGUGAUGCAGAUGCGGAGCAGAAGGGCAUUGAUGACUCUGACCUUCUUACUUUCCUUAAGACUAAGGCCAAGAGAGGUAGAGGGGCCAUUGGCUCUCGUGCCGAUGCAUGGGGAUCGGAGCCGCCUUCACAACUUGCAGUCAUGCAGGGAGACGCAAAGGAGGGGAGUGGAGCAGUGGGCAUGCUGCUGGCGCGAGUGAGGGAGGAGUGGGAGGACAGCGUGUCUUAA